GUUUAGUAAUGUUCAAGACAAAUUUCACUAUGUAAAACCAAAUCGUAAUGGUUUUCGUUUAUUGACUACAUAGCUUAGACGUAAACAAACAAAACGCGCUAAGGUUUUUAUAAUUUUCAAAUAUAUAUAUGGCAUGGACGUAAAUUCUCUAUUUACACUGAAACCAGCACAUUCUUUUCGUGAUAACUCGAUUGGAUCCGUACUAAGCAGUCUUGAUUUUGAUGAUAGGGGAGAAUAUUUAGCAGCGGCAUGUUCUGCUGAUGGAGCCGUUCAAAUAUACGAUGCUUUCGAUCCAAAAUUGGUGAAAACAGUAUUUUGUCCGGAAAUGGGAUUGGAAAUUGCACGGUUUAGUCAUCAUUCCAAAAACUUGCUCUUAUCUACCAAAAAAGCAAACAACAAUAUUUGUUAUUAUUCCACAUUUGAUGAUAAACUCAUCUCAACAUUUCCUGGUCAUACUGACCGUGUUACAAACUUGGAGGUUUCUCCAAUUGAGGAUUUGUUUGUGAGUACAAGUUACGAUAAAACUUUGAAGCUUUGGGAUAUCCACCGUACACCUCGAUGCCUUGGAUCAUUAGACUUACCUUCAGCUGGCUUGCCAGCAUACGAUCCUACAGGACUCGUUUUCGCAGUAGCCUGUCAUUCCCUGUCUUGCAUUUUUCUAUAUGAUGCUCGAAAAUAUGAUACUGAACCAUUUUCUACGUUUUAUAUUAAUGACUCUAGAUAUCUAUCUCGAUUUUCUUUCCCUCCCAUGAUGCCUGAAUGGCGACAUAUGGAAUUUUCCAACGAUGGCAAGUUCAUUCUUCUGUCUACUCGUGCAAAUGUACAUUAUGUUUUGGAUGCAUUUUCUGGAGAAAUUGUUUCACGACUUGAUGGAUUUCAAGACGUGCCUUCUUCUGACGCUUCUUUGGGUAGUUCCGUGACAUUCGCACCUCAGGCGCCUUUCAUAAUUGGAGCUGCUAACGAUAAAACAAUUAAUGUUUGGAAUCUCAAGCACCCAUCUCAUCACAAAGGUAAAUCUAAUCCUCCACAGCGUCAGAUCGUCGCUCAAUCGCUCGUCAAACCUUUCAUUGUCAAACAUAAUCCCCGUUUUCACCAAUUCGUCACUGGCGGUUCGCAAUUAGUUUUCUGGCUUCCAGAAGAAUACGAAUAAAUAAUUUAAGUUAAUUAGUCAUUUAACAAACAUUCCUUUGUUCUCUUUUCUUUUUGGCCUCUGCUCAACCUUCGUUCACAGAGUGAAAUACCGUUCGUUCCUAUGGUUGGAAAUUCAUUUUGCGUGAUUCAUGACCAUUUGUAUUCAUGUUCUCUGUUCUCCCCAAAGACUUUUUUUUUUUUUUUUUUUUUUUUAUUAAUUAUUCUGAGAAUGAGCAGCCCGCCAAACUUACUGCAGCAAACGAAUACUUUAGCUUAUAAUAAUUCUGUGUGUUCUCUUCCUUCUA
Messenger RNA from Schizosaccharomyces octosporus yFS286, 1436 nucleotides. Its product is annotated as WD repeat protein. Lineage: Eukaryota; Fungi; Ascomycota; Schizosaccharomycetes; Schizosaccharomycetales; Schizosaccharomycetaceae. Gene Ontology annotation, molecular function: chromatin binding; protein binding. Gene Ontology annotation, cellular component: Set1C/COMPASS complex. The record is from RefSeq and is a predicted model, not a curated record. The transcript has a single exon. Bases 134 to 1150 code for a protein of 338 amino acids.